AUGGCGAUCCCUAAUCGUGGACCCGAACUCGUUGGCGUCAACAUUGCUUUUGUGGCUACGGCCGUCAUUGCGAACGCCUUGCGAUGCAUCGUUCGCGUGAAAAUGGUAAAAGCGUUUGGCACGGAUGACUGGCUCAUGGUUGCUUCCACAAUAUUCUUCAUCGGUUACGUCAUCUCCUCGACGAUAGGAGCACACUACGGUACCGGCCGCCAUCACGAUAAUCUCGAGGACUGGCAGGUUGAGAGAGCGAGGAAAUGCUGGUUCUACUGCUACCUCUUCUAUUGCUGCUCUAUGAUCUUGUCCAAGAUCUCCAUCGGUUGCUUCCUCCUACGCAUCUCUGUCAAGCGUGUCCACACCAUGAUCAUCUACGCCGCCAUGUUCGUCUCGACCUUUGCGUGCACGGCAUUCUUUUUCGUCACUCUCUUCCAGUGUAACCCCGUCAAAUUCUUCUGGGAAAAAUCCCUCGAGGACGGGACCUGCAUCGACAACCGCGUCAUCAUCGCUCUUGGCUUCGUCUACAGCAUCUUCAGCAUCAUCGCAGAUUUCACUUUCGCCCUUCUUCCCGCUUUUCUGGUCUGGAACCUGCAGCUGAAGAGGAGAACAAAGAUCGCCCUAAUUCCACUCCUUACCAUGGGCUGUGUUGCCAGCGCUGCCGUCAUUGCUCGAUUGCCUUUCCUUCCCAAGCUCAACUCGCCCGACUUCCUCUGGGAUACCAUUGAUAUCGCCAUCUGGUCUACAGUAGAACAGGGCCUCGCCAUCACCGCUGGCAGUCUUGCGACCCUUCGCCCUCUCUUUGCUUUGGUCAUGCAUCAACUCGGCCUCUCGACACGCCCCACUCAACCGCGGCCUUCCCAUUACGGCCUGCAGACCCCUCCUGCCAGUCAGCUGCUCAGCAGUCGACGUAGAGGAAGUAAGAGUGGCCCCGACAUGUACGGGUUAUCGAACGUGCAAGAAACAAGAAUAUCAGACGACUCUCUUGCAAAGGAAUCGAGCUUCCCCAAGUCGCCCAAUUGGUUCAACGGUGAAGGCCAGCAGAGCAUGACGAGGAGCCAAGUGAGGAGCGACAACGAGAGCGAACGGAGUCUGAAGCUCAAGGGCUCGAGAAACAGCGACGACGAUCAGAUGCACAUUAUGGUCUCGAAGACCUUCUGGGUUGACGAGGAGCAGGCAUCGAUAGCUUCCCGAGGGCGGGUUUUUACAUGA
Molecule: messenger RNA, 1203 nt
Organism: Ascochyta rabiei
Lineage: Eukaryota; Fungi; Ascomycota; Dothideomycetes; Pleosporales; Didymellaceae
Exons: 3
Coding region: 1-1203 (400 amino acids)
Source: RefSeq, a predicted model, not a curated record